CAGUGGGUCCGCCCCCUGGGCCGUUCUCUGCGGAGCUGUGGCGCCGCCUGUCAGCCGGGAGCAGGAAAUCUACCCUAUUCAGGUUUGCAGUCUGAGUCACUUUCUUCUUUGAAACUGGAGCUUUAUGCAUUACAAAGUUUUUGGCUGUGACUCUGAAGUUCUCCAUUUGGACCUGUGGCUUCAGGGAAAUCCUAUGGAGAAUCCAGAUAACAAGACAGAGGUCAUUCUGCUGGCCUGUGGUUCUUUCAAUCCAAUCACCAACAUGCAUCUGAGGCUGUUUGAGCUGGCUAAAGACUACUUGCAUGAAACAGGAAAAUAUAAAGUAAUCAAAGGAAUCAUUUCCCCAGUGGGUGAUGCAUAUAAGAAGAAAAGUUUGAUCAGCGCCAAUCACCGAGUAACCAUGGCAAAGCUUGCUACAGAAAGCUCAGACUGGGUGGAGGUUGAUGACUGGGAAAGCAGCCAGAAUGAGUGGCUGGAGACACUCAAAGUUCUAAGAUACCAUCAUCAGAAACUUUCAUCUACUAAUCCUGAUAACAGUCUGCAGAGUGCUGUACCUCUAAUAAAGCCAGGUCGAAAGAGAAAACAGGAAGCAAAUAGAUACAUUCCUGUUAAAAAGAAUCAACUGAGUCCAGAAAUAAAAGGUGUCCCACAGCUGAAGUUGCUCUGCGGAGCUGACAUCUUGGAGUCCUUUGGAAUCCCCAACUUGUGGAAGCUGGAAGACAUCGCUGAAAUUGUGGCAAACCAUGGCCUUGUCUGCAUAACCAGAGCUGGAAACAAUGCACAGAAAUUUAUCUAUGAAUCUGACACGCUAUGGCAACACAAGAAUAACAUUCACCUGGUAGAAGAGUGGAUCACCAAUGACAUCUCUUCCACCAAGAUCCGAAGAGCACUGAGGAGAGGCCAGAGCGUCCGUUACCUGGUCCCUGAUGCAGUCCGCGCUUACAUUGAAAAACACAACCUGUAUAGUCCAGAAAGUGAAGAUAGGAAUGCUGGGGUUAUUCUGGCCCCUUUACAGAAAUAUGCUAGGGGAUGUAAGCAGGAACAGACACUGUAAUCUAACCUGUUGUUAUGCUGUGAAAACCCUAUGCUUUAAUGUGAGAAGAUGUUUAAUCUGUUCCAGUAAAUCAGGUCUGAUUCUGUAGCCCUUGUACGUAUGUAAAUACCAUUGAAUUCAAUGGGAGUUUUGUGCGUAUGGGGAUUGAACUUUUACAGCACAAGCCUUGUCUUUUAAAAAAAGCAAGUAUUUUUUACCUCAGGUUAAUUAACAUGCGUGAGCUAUCCUGAGGUAAAGGCACAGUGAGGACAAGGCACUUAGUUUUACCAUAAGAUAAACUAGGAAAGGUCAGUUCUGUUGACCUUACUAAGGAUAUGUCUACACUGCCCACGUUACAGUGCGGUUGCAGCAGCACUGUGACAUGGCCAGUGUAGUCACGCUUUAUCGCUGGGGGAGAGCUCUCCUGGUGAU
Messenger RNA from Dermochelys coriacea (leatherback sea turtle), 1465 nucleotides. RefSeq names its product nicotinamide nucleotide adenylyltransferase 1 (gene NMNAT1). Bases 125 to 1054 code for a protein of 309 amino acids. Gene Ontology annotation, molecular function: nicotinamide-nucleotide adenylyltransferase activity; nicotinate-nucleotide adenylyltransferase activity. The transcript has 6 exons. Gene Ontology annotation, biological process: NAD+ biosynthetic process. Lineage: Eukaryota; Metazoa; Chordata; Testudines; Dermochelyidae. The record is from RefSeq and is a predicted model, not a curated record.